AUGGACUCAAGAACCACCAUUAAACCCACUUCUGCAUCUCGAAGCAAAUUCUCUAAAACCUUUCACAAGGUCUUGCCUUUCAAGAAAUCAACUAAAUCCUUCUCCAACAAUGGCUUUUGCUUGCUUCUCCCUCAUGAAAACAAGUUUAAGAACUAUGACUCUGGAAGUGAUUCUCACAGGCUUUUCAACAAACACUCUGUGGACGAUGCGCACCUCCGAAACAGAGCUGCCAUGGAAGCUUUUGUUGCUAAGCUCUUUGCCACUAUUUCGUCCCUGAAAGCUGCGUAUGCCGAGUUACAAGCCGCUCAGUUUCCUUAUAGUGGUGAAGCUGUACAAUGCGCCGAUCAAGCUGUGGUUGACGAACUCAAAGCCAUAUCGGAGUUGAAACGGAGUUUCUUGAAGAAACAGAUCGAUUCUUCGCCACCUCAUGUCACCCUCUUGCUCUCGGAAAUCCAAGAGCAACAAAGCCUUAUGAAGAUGUACGAAAUCACCAUGAAUAAAAUGGAAAGAGAGAUUAAAUCCAAAGAUUUUCAACUUUCUUCGCUUCGGAAACAAUUGGUGGAAGCUGAUUCCACCAACAUAUCCAUCGAAACAAAGCUGAAUUCAAGUGGGUGUUUCCCAAUCUUGGAUAACGUCAAUUUGUCUGAUCUAACCCCGACAAAUUUCAUCGCUGUCCUACACUACGCUCUUAGAUCGAUAAGAAACUUUGUGAAACUAUUGGUUCGUGAUAUGGGAAAUGCUCAUUGGGAUAUAGAUGCCGCCGUGAAAGCAAUCGAACCGAAUGUCGUUUUCUCCAAAUUGAGUUACAGAUGUUUCGCUAUCGAAUCAUACGUUGCUCGUGAGAUGUUCGUGGGUUUUAACGACGACGAUGAUGAAGAAGAAGUAGAAGAUCGAUUUCAAUCGUUUAAUCACUUCAAGAAGAUGAAAUCAUUGACGACGACGCAAUUACUGAAAGAAAACCCAAGAUCGGCGUUCGGGAAGUUCACACGCGCCAAGUACAUGCGACUGGUGCAUCCCAAAAUGGAGGCUUCGUUAUACGGAAACCUCAGUCAACGGAAAACGUUAAACACCUGGCAGUUUCCCGACACGGCGUUCUUCGGCGCGUUUACGGAGAUGGCGAGGCGCGUGUGGGUCUUACGGUGUUUAGCGUCGGCGUUUGAUAAGGAAGUGAGUGUUUUUGAGGUGAGGAAAGGUUGUCGGUUUUCGGAGGUGUAUAUGGAGGCUGUGACCGAUGAGGCGUUUAGCGGUGGUCAAAGUGGCGAUGAGCUGCGGGUGGCGUUUACGGUGGUUCCAGGUUUUAAGAUCGGAGAAACGGUGGUGCAAAGUCAUGUAUAUGUGACGGCGGCGGUGGCACGAGGGUAGUUCCGGCCAAAGGGUAACGGAGGGUUUUGUGAUUGUACAGUGGAUUAUACGUAGUAUUAUUAUAUCAUAUCAUACUGUAAUGGUAAUUGAAUAAUCAAUUCUUCACGCGCCGAUGUUGAUUU
Cynara cardunculus var. scolymus (artichoke) is the source of this 1484-nucleotide messenger RNA. Its product is annotated as protein GRAVITROPIC IN THE LIGHT 1-like. Gene Ontology annotation, biological process: response to red or far red light; negative gravitropism. The record is from RefSeq and is a predicted model, not a curated record. The coding region runs from base 1 to 1362 and encodes 453 amino acids. The transcript has a single exon. NCBI's taxonomy places the organism in Eukaryota, Viridiplantae, Streptophyta, Magnoliopsida, Asterales, Asteraceae.